AUGAGCGAGAAUUCUAGAGAGAAUGAGAGGAGGAAGGCGGACAGGGAGAAAAGGGAGGAAGAGGUCUGGUGCCGAUUCCAGGAGAAACUAACAAAAGGAGUGUUCCUUCCAGCACGACAAAAAUUUUUCGGAUUCAUGACGAAAUUUCUCAAGAAAAGCACGUCUGGUUACCUUAUAAGCGAUUCACUGACGUUCGUCGAUUUGUAUUUAGCCGAACACACUUCUGAAAUGGUUAAGAAAGUGCCCACUCUCUACAAUGGAUUCCCAGAAAUCCCAUUGCACCAGUGUCUUAAGUCUUGCCCUGAGGUCGAACGAGAUGUCCAACCACUCAGAGCCGAACUUCGGCCAUUCGCGACGAGGUACGUUGGCGAAGGAAUGGAAGAAGGAGAAUUUAGCGAAGCUAGAGAAGAUUUGGCAGCAUUAGAGAAGGACUAUGAAGAGGUCGGAAUAGAUGCAACCGACAAUGAGGACGAUGACGACUAUAGUCAAUACUGA
Messenger RNA from Necator americanus (New World hookworm), 495 nucleotides. RefSeq lists its product as uncharacterized. NCBI's taxonomy places the organism in Eukaryota, Metazoa, Nematoda, Chromadorea, Rhabditida, Ancylostomatidae. The record is from RefSeq and is a predicted model, not a curated record. Bases 1 to 495 code for a protein of 164 amino acids. The transcript is spliced from 6 exons.